Molecule: messenger RNA, 4163 nt
Organism: Daucus carota subsp. sativus
Lineage: Eukaryota; Viridiplantae; Streptophyta; Magnoliopsida; Apiales; Apiaceae
Exons: 23
Coding region: 172-3549 (1125 amino acids)
Biological process (GO): intracellular protein transport; retrograde transport, endosome to Golgi
Cellular component (GO): Golgi membrane; Ric1-Rgp1 guanyl-nucleotide exchange factor complex; cytosol
Molecular function (GO): protein binding
Source: RefSeq, a predicted model, not a curated record
ACUCUGAAUAUAGUAGAUCCAAACAGCUUCUUCUUCAUCUUGUUCCUGCAAUUCAAUUGAUACGCUGUAAAUUCAAUUCAAUUGAUACGCUAUAUAUUUGGUUGCGGAAUCAAAACCAGUCCAUGUGUUCAUAAUUAUACACCCGCGCGUCUCAAUUCGUGUAAUCUGAAGAUGUAUAUGACAUACGGAUGGCCACAAGUGAUCCCGCUAGAAUCAGGCAAUUGCCCUACAUCGGAGCGCAUCAUUUACCUCAAAGUGUUGAAUCGCUUGUUGCUCGUUGUGGCUCCUUCUCAUCUCGAGCUCUGGACCUCUUCUCAGCAUAGAGUGAGACUGGGGAAGUAUAAAAGAGAUUCCGAGUCGAUUCUCAAGGAAGGCGAGAAUUCGCAAGCUGUUUGGAGUCCUGAUGGCAAAUUCAUUGCCGUUCUUACGGCUUCUUUUUAUCUUCACAUAUUGAAGGUCCAGUUCACGGAUAAAAGAAUCCAUUUAGGUGGAAAGCAACCAUCAAGUCUGUAUCUUGCCUCCAUUUCUUUAUUGCUCAAUGAGCAGGUGCCUUCUCUCAAAACGGGAUUGAAUGUGAGCAAUCUAAUUUGCGACAAUAAAAACUUGCUCUUUGGACUCUCUGAUGGAUCAUUGUACAACAUAUCCUGGAAGGGUGAGUUUGCUGGACCCUUUGAACUUGAUUUUAACUUGGGGAACAGCAACGAAGCUUCUACAACGACACGAUCACUGGAGAAUGGUGUUUCUUUUGGACGGAUUCAAACUGUUCCUGUUUGCAGUCAAAAUUUAUCCAAAAAGUCUGCUGUUACAUGUCUGGAGUUCUCAAUGUCCUUAAGGCUGUUAUUUGUGUUGUUCUCUGAUGGACAAUUAGUUUUAUGUUCUGUAAGUAAGAAAGGUCUGAAGCAAGCUGAUUCUAUUAAAGCGGAGAAGCAAUUGGGUCCUGGUGAUGCAACAUGUACUUCAGUUGCUUCAGAGCAAAAAAUUCUUGCUGUUGGUACAAGACGAGGCAUAGUAGAAUUGUAUGACCUUGCAGAAUCUGUUUCAAUUAUCCGUUCGGUAUCAGUAUAUGAUUGGGGCUAUUCAAUGGAUUAUACUGGCGCAGUCAGUUGUAUUUCAUGGACUCCAGAUCAAUCUGCUUUUGCUGUUGGAUGGAAGUUCAGAGGACUUACAGUCUGGUCCGUCUCGGGAUGUCGCCUAAUGUCCACAAUACGUCAGACUGGUCUGAGUACUGUAUCCUCUCCUGUGAAUAAGUCAAAUCACGAUUUUAAGCAUGAACCCAUAUUAGGUGGCACCUCAUUGCUGCAGUGGGAUGAAUAUGGAUAUAAGCUGUAUGCUAUUGAAGAAGGAUCUUCUGAGAGAAUUAUUGCAUUCUCUUUUGGGAAAUGUUGUCUUAACAGAGGUGUUUCAGGCUCAACAUACGUCCGUCAAGUUGUAUAUGGUGAAGAUCGAUUGCUUGUUGUGCAGUCUGAAGUUACUGAAGAACUUAAACUUUUGCAUAUUAACCUUCCAGUUUCAUAUAUAUCCCAAAACUGGCCAAUUCUACAUGUGGCAGCUAGCAAAGAUGGUAUGUUCUUGGCUGUUGCUGGCCUUCACGGGUUAAUCAUUUAUGACGUAAGAUUAAAUAAGUGGCGAUUAUUCGGAGAUAUUACCCAAGAACAGAAGAUCCAGUGCAGAGGCUUGUUAUGGAUGGGAAAAAUUGUUGUUGUAUGCAAUUAUGACGACUCCUCUAACACGUAUGAACUACUAUUUUAUCCAAGAUAUCACCUGGAUCAGAGCUCCCUACUCUAUCAGAAACCACUGCUUGCACAACCAAUGGUUAUGGAUGUAUACCAAGACUAUUUACUUGUCACAUACAGACCAUUUGAUGUCCAUAUAUUCCAUGUGAAGAUAUCCGGUGAACUGACACCUUCUAGUACUGCUUACUUGCAGCUUUCUACAGUACGGGAGUUAUCAAUCAUGACUGCGAAAAACCAUCCUUCUGCAAUGCGCUUUAUUCCUGAUCAACAUAAAAGGGAUUAUAUACCAGGAAAGAGCAUGUCAUCUUCAUUAGAUUUAUCAGCAAAAGAACCUGUUAGAUGUUUGAUAUUGAGGACCAAUGGGGGACUUUCUGUACUUGAUCUGCAUGAUGGACGGGAAAAAGAUCUCACUGAUUCAAUUGAAUUGUUUUGGGUUACCUGUGGCCAGUCAGAUGAAAAAACAAAUUUAAUUGGAGAAGUGUCAUGGUUAGAUUAUGGCCAUCGAGGGAUGCAGGUGUGGUAUCCUUCUUCAGGUCUUGAGCCCUUUCAGCAGGAAGACUUCUUACAGUUGGAUCCUGAGCUGGAAUUUGAUCGUGAAGUGUAUCCACUUGGUCUACUUCCAAAUGCUGGUAUUGUAGUUGGUGUUUCACAGAGGAUGUCAUUUGCAGCAUGUACAGAGUUUCCAUGUUUUGAGCCAACUCCUCAAGCUCAAACGAUCUUGCACUGCUUACUUCGGCACCUUCUCCAGAGGAACAAAAAUGAAGAAGCCCUACAGUUAGCACUAUUAUCGGCUGAGAAGCCACAUUUUUGCCAUUGUUUGGAGUGGCUUCUUUUUACAGUUUUCGAGGCUGAUAUUUCGAGGCAAAGUCCAAGCAAAAAUCGGCGCUUAAACCCAGAUAAUUUUAGUAGUUGCUCUCUUUUGGAGAAGACCUGUGAUCUAAUAAAGAAAUUUCCCGAGUAUUUUGAUGUUGUUGUUAGCGUAGCAAGGAAAACUGAUGGUCGACACUGGGCUGAUCUUUUUUCUGCUGCUGGAAGGUCAACAGAGUUAUUUGAGGAAUGCUUUCAAAGAAGAUGGUACCGUACUGCAGCUGGCUACAUACUUGUUAUCGCCAAACUUGAAGGUCCUGCUGUAAGUCAAUACUGUGCUUUACGCCUAUUACAGGCAACUCUUGAUGAGUCUUUCUAUGAACUCGCGGGGGAGCUGGUGAGGUUUCUCCUGAGAUCUGGAAGAGAGUAUGAUCCUCCAGCAUCAGAUUCAGAAAAAUUGUCUCCGCGAUUCCUGGGCUACUUCAGUGUUCCUUCAAGUUUUCGUAGGCAGUCUGUUGAGCCUAAAAGCCCCCCUUUUAAAGAGCAGAAUGCACAUGUUGCUUCUGUUAAGAAUAUUCUUGAAAGUCAUGCUAGUUAUCUAAUGUCUGGGAAGGAACUUUCCAAGCUUGUUGCAUUUGUGAAAGGCACCCAGUUUGAUCUUGUGGAGUACCUUCAACGAGAAAGGUACGGGAGUGCUCGUUUGGAUGAUUUUGCUUCAGGCCUUGAAUUAAUUGGUCAGAAGCUUCAAAUGGGAAUUCUGCAAAGCCGCUUGGAUGCAGAAUUUCUUUUGGCUCAUAUGUGCUCAGUCAAGUUUAAGGAGUGGAUUGUGGUGUUGGCAACUCUAUUGAGAAGAUCUGAGAUUCUUUUUGAUUUAUUUCAGCAUGAUAUGCGUUUAUGGAAAGCAUACAGCACUACUAUCCAGUCUCAUUCAGCAUUCACCGAGUACCAUGAUUUGCUUGAAGCCCUAGAGGAGAAACUCUCGUCGACAAAGGAAUCAGAAGAGGAGUAGAUAAACCGACGAUAUUGCCUCCCUUGAAAAAGUUAUAUAAAAACAUUGAUGGAGAUUUCCUGUUUCAAGUCAAAAGGUUCUAUGCAAAUCACAUAACUAGGGGCGGGAGUGUCAUAAUCUCUGGUGUAGUCGGGUGCUAAGGAGACCUGGAUUAAGUGUUUGUCCCUUGUGGAAAUUUUGUGCUCCUGUAAAUCAUAAUGAGUUAGAUGGCUCAUGAGUUCGAUGGCUCCUUUACUCUUCGUGUUUUGGUCUUUAGGAAGGCACCCAAUAUUUUUUUGCGAGGCAUAUAUAGUAGUAUUUCCUUUCCUACUCCCCUCACCCUCACGUGCUUUGCCUUAGUAGUAUAAACUGCUUUAGCGUUCCACCAUGUUCGUGGUAAAACAAGAGGAAAACUUAUGACUGCACAGAAUACCCAAAGGCGGUUUUGGUAGGUUGAAACUGUUUCUUCAUAGUUAUUGUUGUGCAGUGUGAGUAUAGUUUCUGCAAGUCAAUCAGCCGAUGUAAUUAUAAAGGUAAGCCGGUAAGGUGUAGUCCUACAAAUGUACCGUUAAAGACUGUCACAUGUAUCAAACAUUUGUUCUUAAUGAUUUAGGACUCGUGUUGACCCUUCAAAA